This is a messenger RNA of Durusdinium trenchii, 3680 nucleotides long. Lineage: Eukaryota; Dinophyceae; Suessiales; Symbiodiniaceae. The record is from the annotation of a GenBank genome assembly.
CAAGUGCUCAAGGCAUUUUCCCGCACAGCUCUUAUCGCCCCUGCCUGUUUGAACUGCGAUCUGCCAUGGCAGCCGAACUGAAGGCUGAGAUUGAGGCACUGGUCGCAAAGAUCUCUGACAAGGCAGCAGGCCAAUCAGCUCUUGAAGGCUUGGCCAAGAUUGCAGAGGAGAAAGGCCGGCCAGCCGAGCCUUUCUUGGUGUCCGCCUUCCCAAAGAUCCUGGAGGCCUCCAAUGAUAAGUCCAAGAACGUCAAGGAUGCGGCGGUGGCCACCAGCAAGACCAUCAUGGGUGUGGUCUCACCCUUUGCGGUGGAGAUGCUGCUGCCAGCCUUCCUGAACGGCUUGGCGGUGAAGGCCAAACCACCCCAGAAAGAGGCCACUUUGCAGAUUAUCUCUGCCUUGGCUCAGAAGGCACCCAGGGCGGUUGGCUACUUGCUGGUGAACUUGGUGAGCCCCGUAGCGGAUCUCACUUGUGACAUCAAGAAGGAAGUGAAGCAAGCAGCCUUGGAAUGCAUGACCUCAAUUUGCAACUGCACCGGCAAUAAGGACUUGGAGCCUUUCCUUCCUGCUGUGGUGGAUGCCGCUUCCUCCAUCGACAAGACGCACAGCUGUGUGGAGAAGUUGGCAGGAUGCAUCUUCGUGCAGAACGUGGAGGCGCCCGCUUUGGCAGUCACCAUGCCAGUGCUCACACGAGGCUUGAACGACAAGAACGAGGAGGUGAAGCGCACCUGCUGUCAGAUCGUCGACAACAUGUGCAAGUUGGUGGAAGAUCCUGCAGAGGUGCUGCCCUUGAUGCCCAAGCUGGAGCCUUUGGUGAAGAAUGUGUGCGAGAAGAUUUCUGACCCCGAAGCCCGAGGAGUGGCAGAGAAGGCCUACAAGACCUUGCAGAAGGCGGCUGGAGAAGGAGCUGAAUCCAUCCAAUUGGUCUCAAUGGAGGCUGCCAAGAAGCAAGUCCAAGAUGCCCUGGGUGACAAGAAGGGCUCAGGAGAAGUCUAUGAGGCUGAGCUGAGCCACGUGUCGGCCCUGGCAGCUUGUGCUGCAAACAUGCGGGUCUUCGAUGACAGUGCUUGGAAGAAGGAUGUGGGAUACUUGGCACCCUUUGAUAGUGUCACUGAGCAGCUUCGUGCGAAGAUGGAGGUGGCUGCCAAGCCCAAGGAGGAAGUCGAAGAGGAAGACACCGAGGGUGUAGACCUCUACAAGGGUGCUUUCUCUUUGGCGUAUGGAACUUUGACACUGCUGCGGGAUGCCAAGAUGCACCUGAAGAGGAAUCGCUUCUAUGGUCUCCUGGGUCCCAACCAGUGCGGCAAGACCACACUCAUGCGUGCCAUCGCCAAUGAACAGUUGGAGGGCUUCCCAAAGCGAGAUGAGCUGAAGAGCGUCUUUGUCGAGCAUGAGAUCGAGGAUGAGGAAGUGGGUGUGCAGGACGAUGGUUUCCCCAUCCUCUCAGUGGACAAGCCGGGCUGGUGGUGGGUGGUUCACACCUGCAACGACGUCUACAAGCUGGAGCCUCCCGUGAAGGAAGACACUGUGAAGGAGCUCAUGAAGUCCAUUGGUUUCGGCUACCCAGGCGGCCCAGAUCGUGCUGCCAACUUGGAGCUGCCUGUGACCUCCUACUCAGGUGGCUGGAAGAUGAAAAUGCAGCUGUGCGCUGCUCAGCUGAUGAAUGCAGAUGUCUUGAUGUUGGAUGAGCCCACUGGUCACUUGGAUGUCGACAACAUCAAGUGGUUGGAAGAUUGGUUGGAGUCCUUCUCUGGUUCCAUCAUUUGCACUUCUCACUUCAGUCCCUUCCUGGACAAGAUGUGCACGCACAUCAUCGAUUUCCAGGACAGAAAGCUCAAGACCUUCAAGGGGGUGAAAGGAACUUGCUUGACUCAGUUCGUGGAGAAGUACCCUGAGAAGAAGGCCUACUUCGAGAUCAGCAAUGAGACCAUGAAGUUCGUAUUCCCCGAGCCCGGGCCUUUGGAAGGUGUCAAGAGCCGCAGUAAGGUCAUCCUCCGCAUGAACAAUGUGAGCUUCACAUACCCCACCAAGGAGAAGCCGACCAUCAUGGACGUAAGCCUCACCGUCUCACAGGUGAGCCGCGUGGCAGUGAUCGGCGCCAACGGCGCGGGGAAGUCCACUGCCAUUAAGGUCUUGGUGGGAGAGCAGCUGCCCACGGAAGGCUCCAUUUGGAAAGCACAGGGCCUGCGACUGGCUUACGUGGCUCAACACGCUUUCCACCACUUGGAGAAGCACAUGCAGGAGACUCCAACUGCACCUCGGCCAAACAACAGACCGAACCUGUUACUGUACUGUUUCCCCACCUGUCAGGUGAGGGUUGUUAAAUUUUAGAAAAGGAUCCCGCGACUCCUCCUUCUCCUUCUUCGUCUUCUCCUUUUCCUCCUCCUCACCUCACAACAGAAAGCGCCAGAUCACAAAAAGCUCCAGAUCGCAGUGGGCACUCGGACGUCAACAGCAAUCGCCAGAUCACAGUGGACACUCCCGCAUCUCAACGGCAAGCAGCAAGCUCCAGAUCGCACACUCCCGGACCUCCAUCGCUUGACUUACACAAGCCAGACUUGAUGCCAGAGCCAGCGUCAGAACAUUGUGCCAAUCUCCAUGUCCACCUUUUUCACGCUAGUCUGUCAAUAGAUGUGCCCAGCCUUCUUCCAAAUCGCCUUUCAGCGUGGGGGUCGAGAGUGCAAGCUGCAACCGCAUACAUCAUGUGGCGCUUUGCGGGCAACGAUGACCGUGAAUCCUUGGAGUUCAAAACCGAUGAGCUCUCGGUGGAUGAAGAGAAGGCUCGUUCCCAGAAGUGGUGCAUCGACAGCGUCACUGGGAACGUGCGACGCUGCACUGAUCCCAAGGAAGAUGCCAAGAAGGCAAAGCAAGAUGAGGCUGGGGCCGUCAUUCCCGAUGCCAUUGUGAACAGGCGCCAGAAGAAGAAGGAGAAGACCUUUGAGUACGAGGUGAAGUGGCAGUUCAAGAGCAUGGAUCAGAACGUUUGGGUCGAGAAAGACAUCCUGGUGAAGAUGGGCUACCUCAAGUUGGUGCAACGAGAAGAUGAGCGACAGGCGGCCAUGGCUGGUUUGAUGACCAAGCAGUUGACCCAGCCUGGCGUCGAGAAGCACCUGGCGGACUUUGGAGUGGAUGCUGAGAGCGCCUCCCACACUCAGAUCAACCAGCUUUCAGGUGGCAUGAAGGUGAAGGUGGUGUUGGCUGCGGCCAUGUGGCAAAACCCCCACGUCUUGAUCUUGGAUGAGCCCACCAACUACUUGGACCGUGAGGGUUUGGGAGCCUUGGUCUUGGCCAUCAAGGACUACAAGGGUGGUGUGCUGAUCAUCUCCCACAACAAGGAGUUCUGCGACAACGUGGCCACUGAGAAGUGGAUCAUGCAAGGUGGGCGCUUGCGCAUUGAAGGUGAGUCUGUGGACACUUCCAAGGAUGAUGGCAGUGCAGCUCAAGGACCGGAUGAAGUCUUUGAUGGAGCGGGCAACAAGAUUGAGGUGAAGAAGAGCAUGACCAUGACCGAGAAGGACAAGAAGAAGGCCAUCAAGGACAUCGAGAAGAAGAUCAAGGAUGGCAAAAAGAAGCAGACCUUGACUGAUGAAGAGGUUUGGGAGUUGGAGGACAAGCUCAACGAGCUGAAGGAAAGCCUGAAGGGCAAGGAGUGAGUGCAGUGAGAACUUUCUCUCUAGCCGC